Molecule: messenger RNA, 1569 nt
Organism: Triticum turgidum subsp. durum (durum wheat)
Lineage: Eukaryota; Viridiplantae; Streptophyta; Magnoliopsida; Poales; Poaceae
Source: the annotation of a GenBank genome assembly
AUGGAGGAAGGAGCACACCACGGCGGCCUUCCCGAGCUAGUUCCAACCGGAGGAGGAGCCGAUCUCAUCAGCGCCCUCCCGGAGGAUCUGCUUCUCCAGGUCCUCGCCCGCCUCCGCUGCGCCCGCGCCGCCGCGCGCACCAGCCUCCUCUCCCACCGGUGGAGCCGCCUCUGGACCCGCCUCACCGAUUUCACCUUCCGCGACCUCGCGCUCCACUCGCUCCAAUCGGCGCUCGACUCCCUCGUCCACGCUCCCGGCGUGUUGUUCCUCCUCGACAUCCACUCCGAGGUGCCCCCGCCUGUUCCUCGGCGUGAGCUGCUAUACUACCUGCAGUACGCGGCCGGCGUCUCCUCACUGCUCCGCGCCGCCGCGGGGCUCUCGCCGGUGGAGCUCCGCUUCAACGUCUCUCUCGGCCCACUUGCCCGCUUGACACCUGACUUAUUAUUGUGCUAUCCCCCAAAGGUGGACCUCCCCUGCUUCCACCGAGCCACCUCCAUCGACCUAUCUGGGUUGGAGUUGGAGUUGGACCUCUCCCUCUUGGCCGACCCACCGGCAAGCUGCUACAUGUUCCCUGCUCUGGAGGUGCUGUCCUUCUCUCGCUGCUGCGUGGACGUUGCCGACUUGCUCCUCCAUUGUCCGCGCCUGCGCGUGCUAAGGGCGACCGACUGUUUGCUCGGCGAAGCCAUCCGCUCCGCGUCCCUGCAGGGGCUCGUUCUAGAGAUCAAGACAGGGAGUGUGGAUAUCGAGGCCCCCACGCUUAAGCAAUUGACAUUAUCCUUAGACACUCGCCGCGAGCUCAGGUUGUCCAUCUUGGCACCUAUGGUGGAGAAGGUUCUGUGGCUAUGCCACUAUUCCAAGGUAGCUGCUGGGAUUGGCCUUUGGGGCCUUGCGAUGGUGAGGUUAGAGACGGAGAGCAAUGCCCUGUGCCUGUGGAUGGACUGUCUUGUGCGUUCCUUGGCCUGCUCAAUUUACUUCAUGGAGUUGCCAACUAUACUUAUUAAACUUAUUGCUGAUAUUACUCUCAAAUUGUUUUUGCAGCACCAGCACUCAUUUAGUUUUUCACGCACCGAGCUCAGCCUUGCGCAAGAAAUAGAGAAACAUCUAGUGGUUUGUAACUUCUCUGUCUUGGAUCUACAUUUCAACUCUUUCAAAACAAGCGGGCAUGCUUUUGGAGCAUUUGUGUUUCGCCUCCUGGCGAUUCAUCGGAUUCGUACUGCUACAAAAAUUCUUAAGAUAGGACUGGGGGAGAAAGCAAUAGCAUGCCCAGUAAAUUGUCCCUGUGAUGAGCCUAAGAACUGGAGAAGCGAAACUAUCACCUUGAUCAAUCUUGAAGAAGUGAAAAUCAAUGUCUUUGAAGGACAGGAGCAUGAAUUUGAUUUCUUGAGACAAAUAUUCAAAUGCACAGCAAUGCUGAAAAGAAUAGCUGUGAAGCUUUUAGAUGAUGUCACAGCAAGUAACGGUUUGUGCACAAAAAUAUAUGACAUCUUCAAGGAGUACCCUUAUGUGGAAUGCAGUGUUGUUCCUAGUUCUGGGCCAGAGCACAGCAGCCAAAGUGGUGCGUCGACAUGA